This is a messenger RNA of Sardina pilchardus (European sardine), 2233 nucleotides long. Its product is annotated as E3 ubiquitin/ISG15 ligase TRIM25-like. NCBI's taxonomy places the organism in Eukaryota, Metazoa, Chordata, Actinopteri, Clupeiformes, Clupeidae. The coding region runs from base 41 to 1357 and encodes 438 amino acids. The transcript is spliced from 7 exons. Gene Ontology annotation, molecular function: zinc ion binding. The record is from RefSeq and is a predicted model, not a curated record.
AGGCUGAUAGUUCAGGUGUGUGUCUGUGUGAGAGGGUAAAAUGGCCUUUAUUCCCGUGUCUCAAGAUGAGUUCAGCUGUUGUGUUUGUUUGGAUCUGCUGAAGGACCCGGUGACUGUUAGCUGUGGACACAGUUUCUGUUCGAGCUGCAUUACAGGCUGCUGGGAUCAAGAAGACCAGAAGGGUGUUUACAGCUGCCCCCAGUGCAGAGAGACCUUCACUCCGAGGCCUGUUCUACGCAGAAACACAAUGCUGACUGAAGUUAUAGAGAAGCUGAAGAAGACUGAACUGCAGUCUGAUGUUAAGGCUCCUUCCUAUGCCGGACCAGACGAUGUGGAGUGUGAUUUCUGCUCUGGGAGGAAACAUAAAGCCAUCAAGUCGUGUCUAACAUGCCUGGUUUCCUAUUGUGAAGUUCACAUUCAGCCUCACUAUGAAGUGCCUCGCUUUAGCAAGCACAAGCUGGUGAACGCCACCUCACAGCUACAGGAGAAGAUCUGCUCUCAGCAUGACAGGAUCAUUGAGGUGUUUUGUCGCACUGACCAGAAGUUAAUCUGUUUGUUGUGUUCAAUGGAUGACCACAGUGGACAUAAAACUGUCUCAGCUGUAGCAGAACGGACCGAGAGGCAGAACAAGUUGCUGGAGACGAAGGUGGAGAACCGGACACAGAUCCAGCAGAGAGUGAAGGAGCUGCAUGAGGUCCAUCAGGCCCUGCUAACGCUAAAGACCUCUGCACAGGAAGCUGUUGAGGAUUCUGAGAGGAUGUUCACUGAGCUGAUCAGCUUCAUGGAGCAAAAACGCUCUGAGGUGACCGAGUCGAUCAGAGCUCAGGAGAGGGCAGAGGUGAGUCGAGCUGAAGGACUCCUGGAGCAGCUGGAGCUGGAGAUCACUAAACUGAAGAGCAGAGAUGCUGACAUGGAGAAACUUCAACAGACAGAAGAUCAUAUUGAUUUCCUCCAGAGCUUUGAUGCCUGCUGCACUUCAUCUGUGUCAAAGAUUUGUUCCAGUGUAACUUUCACUCCACAUCUCUCCUCAACUGAUAUUAAGAGGCCGGCCCUUAAAGAGAUAGAACACAUGGUGUUGAGGUUAAAUUCAGAUCACAAAGCUACAAGCAUUGACUCCCAUCAGACUAGUGAACCCACACGUCCCCAUCAAAAAAGUGUCGUCCAAGAGAGAGGCUUCAGGGUGGGGGACAGAGUCCGAGUGAAGGCUUCUGUUAGAACUCCACAGUGGGGCUGGAGAAACGUCACUCACAGCAGUGUGGGUGUGAUAACAGACAUCAGUGUUUGGUGUAUUGUAGUUAAGUUUCCUGAGUGUACUUCCUGGGGGGCACCAGCCUCAGAGUUGGAGCUGGUCCUCUGAUCCCUCACAUGCCCUGAUUUAGAGGUCAUGACCUGACCUCUGGGCUUCAUGAAGGUCGUGAAGUGCAACAUGAUGCAGGUUCAUUACUGAUUUUGACACACCCAUCGUUUACAUUAACUACCCAGGCUCUCCACUCAGUAGCUUUGUCCUGAGGAGGGAAACCAAAUUCUGGCAACAGUCAGCAAUUGUGUUUUUGAUAGCAGGUUUGUUGCCAUGCAGCUAGUGAGCUGUACAGUUUUUGACCAUUUUUCAAGAAACUUUAUGAUGGAGUUUUACGACAGCAUUACAUACUGUUCCCAGUGACAUCACAUGCCGCUCCCAGUGACAUCAGCUCAUUGGUGUGUCCAGAUUACCGAUCUCCUGUUGGUUCACCUGCUGAUGUAAGUCCCCACCUACAGCCGUGGCCUACUGGUUGGGCAGCCGUGGCCUAGGUUGCCGGUUCGAUCCCUGACCAGUCCACGGCUGAAGUGCCCUUGAGCAAGGCACCUAACCCCUCACUGCUCCUUGAGCGCCGCUGGUUGGGCAGGCAGCUCACUGCUCUGGGUUGUGUGAUCACCUCACUGUGUGUUCACUGUGUGCUGUGUGUUCACUAAUUUGUUUAAAUUGGGUUAAAUGCAGAGAACUGAAUUUCCCUCAUGGGAUCAAAAAAGUAUAUAUUCUAUUAUUUUUUCUAGGUCCCCACCUGAAGCACACUGAAAGACUCAUGAGCUCACCUUUAUAUGCCCUCCAAUGGGAUCCCCUGUGCAGGUAGCCUUGGGGCUGUUGGUGUUGCUCUCAGUGCCUUUGUGUUCAACUGUGCCCCUGCUGGUUUCAGUGUGAAAGCCAUAUUUGUAGUUCAAUAAACUGCCAAUAAACAAACCUGCACUUGCAUCCAAG